GUCCACAGGAGGGCUCUAUGGAUAGACCUGUGCUGAAGCUCUGCGCAUGCGCGGAGUCCCCGCGGAAAUUCAAACGCUCGUGCUCAGCUGACAGACGCGGACGUUUGAAAACUCUACAAACUCUGCCACGGUUAUUUUGCUGAGGUGAUAAGAUGGAAAAUCAGAAGAGACCGAGAGAUCCACUGGAGGAAAACUCUUCAGCUUCUAGUGAACUUGAAAAUGUGUUGAAGAAAAGGCGGCUGGCAGCAGGGGGAGAGGAGAACCUGGACCCCAAGAAAUCACCUGCCAGGACACGCUUGCGAUUGGCAGAGCUGGAGGUGAAACCAGACACUCCAGCCAUAACCUCCAUCCGCUCCAGAGUCCAGCAACUCAGCCAGAGACGAGAUGGUGGGACUGGGUUAGUCCAGCGCUGUCUGUCUGACCCCGGGUCCGAGGGUUGCACCGACAGCAUGUCCUCGCAGAUCUGUCAUAUCGGUGAGGGAGAGUUUAGCUCUCGCCUGGAGUGCUUCAAAGCGCCGACUCCACUGAACAGCCCCGGUCACACCACGCCCUGCACACGCAAUCUCUCCAGCUUUGUGCAUGGCAUCCAACAGCAGCUGAACACUGCAGUGACACCCAGCAGUAAAGAGGCCUCCCGUAUCCGCCAGGCACGUGAGAAUGAAUUGCGUCAAUUGAAGGUUCAGCCAGUGGCAGAAAACAUGUGGUUGAAGAGGAGUCUGUCUGACUCUUCCCUCACUGAGAGGCCAUCUCCAUCCACAUCCUCUCCCUGGGUUCACAGGAAAAAUCAAAAACCCCAGUGGCCUCCAUUACAGCCCGGGACUGAAGAGUUAAAGGGAUCUGAAUUCAGCUCCUGUGAGGUUGACAGUAAGGUAUUUGAUGAAAGUCUGAACACACCACCGCCAUGUUCUGUGGACAUCCGUUUCCCCAAUGAAGAACUUUAUACAUCUAUAGAACCUGGGGCUUUGAGCACUUCCACUCUAAUUGACAAGAUGUUUGAAGAUGUCCUGCAGCAUGCAGACAAGGAAGUGGAAGUUGAAGGUGAAGAUGGAAAUAAGGAAGAGGGGGUGGAGAAAGAUGAGAGCAAUUCCUCAGAGACUGAAAAGGAAGACAAAACAGAUUUGGACACAGUUGAAAAGGAAGACAAACAGGAACCAGUCACAGUCACAUUAAAUGAGUAUCCUCUUGACCAGAGUGAGAUGUGUGAAGAGAGUGAAGAAACUCCUGAUGCCAGUUCUGCAACCGAUAAAGAGAAGGAGCUCCAGUCUGUUAAUGAUGGUGAAGAAGAAAUGGAAAAAAAGCAGGAGAGCACCCCCAUGGGUGAUGAGGACUUUCUAACCCUGCCACCCAGCUGUAUCCUCUCUCCUCUCAGCAAGUCUGUGGAGGCUGUUGUCACACCACUGAAAAUUGAAAUCACUGUUUCUGAGCCAUCAGUACAGCCGCCCUCACCUGAAGAAAUGACAGCUAGUCCUGCUGACAGUGUUCAACCUUUAUACAGCAUUGACGCCUACCGCUCACAGAGGAAGAUCCAUCCCCCCUCUACUCAGAGCUUAACCCCUGGAGUUCAGAAGCAGGUUCAAGAGAAGACCUGCUCAAAAAAGCCCAUAAACACCAAGGAGAGAAUUAAGGCUUUAAACGAGGAAGCAGCCAAGUUGCAGACAAUCAUCUCACAGACACUGCAGGCUCUGAGCUGCUGCAGUGACGAGGAACAUGGGAAAGGUUCCCAGCAGGAGGCAGAGGCUGAGAAACUCCUGCUUGUCUCCAGUGAGAAGCGAGCAGCCUUACAGACGGAGGUCAGCAGGCUGAGAGAGGGUGAGUCUGGUGAGCCAGACUCCCAGAAUGCACCUCUGCAGCCCUGCAGAGGCACAGUCAGCAUCAGCAGCAUCCAGCUGCCCCUCAAAGUGGAGUUUGUGUGCUCUGCUCGCACAGGCCGCCCAACACACUACUUCUUGGUUUUGAUCCGUUAUGGCCCAUGUAAUAUUGUGGCAACACCUUUGGCUACAGCUGCUGAUGCCCAAAAUGGAGACACCAUCACCUUCCCAACUUCCAUUACACUACAAGACAUUCGCUCCAAUUUUGAGAUUGAUGUUGAGGUCUACAGUUUGUCCAGUACUCAGAGUACUACAUGCAGCAUGAAUACUCUGCAGUUCCGCAGCUCAACAAAGUCAAGGGUGACACCCAAGAAGAUUCUCCACAGUAUCACAAAAUCUAACCAGAGUGUAACAUCGGCUACUCUGCCUGGUCUGAGUGCCCAGCGCUCUAGUAACUUCACAUUAGUAGGCUCUCACAAGAUUACCCUGAAUUCAUUGGGACAGAGCAAGUUUCCUCUGGACAAGGUUCCCUUCCUCUCUCCUCUAGAGGGCCAUAUCUAUCUGCGACUGCACAGCGAGGGCCACUCCAACGUCCAGCAUCAGGGCUUUUUGACCAUGUUUGAGGAUGUGAGUGGCUUUGGAGCUUGGCAGAGGUUCUACUUCCUUCUGGAAGGAGAACACCUUCUCUACUGGAACUACCCAAAUGAGAUGGGCCACAAGCCAGCAGAUGGCAGUCUCUCUCUCUUUGGCUUCUGCAGUGUCAGGCCUGUGGAGCGAGAGUGCUGUGCACGGCCACACACCUUUGAAUUAGUAGAGACAAACACCCUCCAGCAAGAACACAGCCAAACCUUGAAGAAGUGCUGGUUUUCAGCAGAUACACGAGAAGAGAGGUCGGACUGGAUGGAGAAACUGAAUCAGACCUUACUGGAUUCUCUAACCUGGAACAGGAAGCCUGUCUCCAACGAUAACAGGGCCAGCACGUCUUCUAACACCGAAAACUCUCGUGAGAGCAUCCUGUAACACAACACAAAUGUCAACCCUCAUCAUGUAACACUAAGAAAGGAGAUCUUAGAUAAGAUCAUACAGUAUGUGGCACUAAAAAAAAGUGCAUGAAGAGCUUCUGAGAAUAAAUUCGGGGGAAGCCAAACGGGACUGUUUUAUAUAAUAGUGCAUCACAAUCUACAUAUAUACAUUCUACUACUUUAUUGGAUGCUUGCAUAAUAGUGAUAUAUUUGUUAAGAUUUUUGAUCUAUCAUUGCAUCCUAUAGAUUGUGCUAUAUUUUAGAAUGGUUUACCGCACUGUAAGGAUAGAUGGAUUUGCCAUUGCCAUUCAUUUUCAAGCCAUGUAGUCAGAGCAGUCUGGUUUGAGUGCAUGAGGUAAGUAAGUCUCCUAAGUGCCUAUUUGACUGUUUAUUAAUCUCCUGCCUUAUUCUGACAGUUGCUCGUGAUUGAAUGAUCAACUGAAAUGCUUUACAUUUUAAUGCAAUAAUCUGUUUUUUGGUUAUGCUUAUGUAUGAGGGUGUCCUUAAUUACAUGAUAUGAAGUUUACUGCAUUAGUAGGGAAGCACUGCUUGUCGGCCUUCGACUAAAGCUUUUUAUGUUUCAUUUACUCUGGGAACAAUUUAUUUGACUGUCAAAGUGCAGUCUUCAUCUAGAAGGGAGAAUCGUUUUUAUUUGGAUGUGCAAUAUAUGAAGUACAUUCUGAAUCGUAUAGUUUAUGAUUUUUUUCUGGGAGGACAGUUUCAUAAUGUUGCUCCUUAUGAUUUGAUUUUGAAAAAUACUGACGGAUGUUUACUUCAAAAAUGGUUUUGGGAGUACCUGGCCAUGCAUUAUAUCUAGUGAGGUUAGAAGACAAGUCUUGGCAACAUAAACUAAACAACUGAGUU
Molecule: messenger RNA, 3694 nt
Organism: Cyprinus carpio (common carp)
Lineage: Eukaryota; Metazoa; Chordata; Actinopteri; Cypriniformes; Cyprinidae
Product: anillin-like
Exons: 24
Coding region: 153-2828 (891 amino acids)
Biological process (GO): actomyosin contractile ring assembly; mitotic cytokinesis; septin ring organization
Cellular component (GO): actomyosin contractile ring
Source: RefSeq, a predicted model, not a curated record